AUGAGUAGUGAGUGCCAAAGCAUAACUGAUACCCCUAGAUCUAAACUAUCUACAUUCGCCAAACUCAGAAAAUCGCAGUCUACCCCUAAAUUACGUGCAAGACAAGGUGGAGAAGGGAGAAGUUUAAAGCCCAGCAGUCAUUAUUAUCAGCCCACAGUUACUUCCUACACCACAAUCAACACCCCUGCAUCAAACACUCCAUCGCCCACAACAUCCACAAUAAACACAACGCCGGCAUCUAUCUUACCAUCAACUAGAGCCACUACACCCGUGUCCAGAACCAAAGUUGUCAACUCAAAAUCCGCAAGAGACUCCACUACUACUGCAACUACCAAAACAAAGUCAAAAGCCACUCCUUCAACUUCAUCAGCCACGACAUCUUCACCGGGUUUUUUUAAGAGAAUAUCGCACGAGUGGCACUCUUUUAUCCAUCGGUUGAAAUCAAUAUCUGAGGAUGCAUUUAUAGUAGAUAAUUUAAUUGAUGGUUUAUUUGUUGAUGAUGAGUCCGACGAGCAUAUGUCAUUUGAUAAAUUGGUUCGAGCAUCAAAAGGGUACAAUACAACAGAAGAAAAUUUUUUACGAGACUACAAGAAAUACAAGAGUUUAGAUAAGAUGUAUGAACAUUAUAAUGGUGGUGGUGGCGACACUGCUCAUGUUAACAACAGUAGCCAGUCUCAGACCAAUGAUGAUGAUAAUAAUAAUAAUAAUAGCCACCACUCAUUUGUCACGCAUAAUAGUCAAGUGUUGAAUAAUCAGGAUGUGGGAUCUUCUACGACUGUUGUUUCUGAUCAAGCUAGUUUCAAUAUUCGCACAACUUUACAAGAUGUUAUACGACAUCACCAGGCACGGUUUCAAAAUAUAGAUGAAGUUUCGUUAGAAGAAGAAGAAGAAGAAGCAGAGGAAGAGGAAGAGGAAGAGGAAGAGGAAGAGGAAGAGGAAGAGGCUUUGGAUAGCAUUACAGCAACUGGAUCUUCCACAAAUACUCAUGAUAUACCACAAUACAAUGAUAUCGACUUUACAAUACUACGCAGGGAAUUUGAGAGUAUGCUAGCAUCAACAUCAAAAGGACUUAACGAUUCAGCUAAAGUGAACAGUCAACCUACUUCACAACUACCAUCACUACCACUGCUACCAUUACUACCACCACUACCACAUCAACAACAGCAACAGGUCACAGGGGAUAUCAACGUGGGCACAGUACUAUGGAACUAUCGUCGUCGCAAAUGGCUAUAUUGUCCAGACAUUACAAAACCUGCUUCACGACUUGAACAAACUUCGAUUGCCCAUAUUCCCAGGGAAUCAUACUACAAGGUUUAUUCUUCACUAGUCAAUGAAAACAGAGCAUUGAAAAGGGAUAAACAUAUCAACUUGAGUGAUUUGAUCAAGAUUGUUCAUGUGGGAUGGGUUGAAGAGAAAAAGUGGGAGCCAUAG
Molecule: messenger RNA, 1431 nt
Organism: Lodderomyces theae
Lineage: Eukaryota; Fungi; Ascomycota; Pichiomycetes; Serinales; Debaryomycetaceae
Exons: 1
Coding region: 1-1431 (476 amino acids)
Source: RefSeq, a predicted model, not a curated record